UCCGCACGAGUGGUCCGAAUCAUUGCCUGCCACCCGCUUACCGAAUAUUGCCACGUCACCCUGGUGGCUUUGUGCUUAAACAAUUUUAACGACUUCACUCUUCCCGCGCACGAUAGCCCAGCCUCCGGCCGACGGCCGCGAAUCCUUAAACCCUAACUACAUUUCUCCAGAGUGUUUUUUUUUUCUCGGCAAUCAAACGGAACAGGUUUUUUUUUUUCCUUUCUUUAAUAGGACCUUGAUUGGCAAUUCCUCGAGCAAGCUAUUGCUUUUUUUUCUUUUAGGAUUCGUGAGGCGCUCUUCUUUUUUGAAUUCAAUGCGGAAAGGUUUUGGGGAAAAAAAAUAGAAAUUUUUAGGAUUGAUUUGAUAGCGUACAGUAUGGGGAGCAUUAAGCCCUUGCCAGAGGCUGUUCGUAGUUCGGUGCGUUCUGCCAUUAUAUUGUUUGACUUGACUAGGGUUGUGGAGGAGCUCAUUUUCAACAGCCUCGAUGCUUCUGCUUCAAAGGUGUCAGUCUUUGUAAGUGUCGGGAGCAGCUAUGUCAAAGUGGUGGAUGAUGGAUCUGGUAUAUCUCGUGAUGGAUUGGUGUCACUGGGAGAAAGAUAUGUAACAUCAAAGCUUUACCAUCUGGGUGAUUUGGAUGCUGCCAGCAGGAGCUUUGGCUUUCGGGGAGAAGCACUGGCUUCUAUAUCUGAUGUAGCCUUGGUGGAAAUAAUAACAAAAGCUUACGGAAAGCCAAAUGGGUACCGCAAGGUCAUUAAGGGAUCCAAGUGUUUGUAUCUUGGAAUUGAUGAUGAUAGGAAAGAUGCAGGUACAACAGUUGUCGUGCGUGAUUUAUUUUACAACCAACCUGUUCGGAAGAAGCAUAUGCAAUCCUGCCCUAAGAAGGUGUUGCACUCAGUUAAAAAGUGCGUAUUCAGAAUGGCCCUUGUGCACCCAAUGGUUUACUUCAAUGUGAUUGAUAUUGAAAGUGAGGAUGAGCUUCUCAGUACGCAUCCUUCCUCUUCUCCUUUGUCACUUUUAAUGAGUGGUUUUGGGAUUGAGGACUGUACCUCUCUGCAGAAGCUGAAUGCUGAUGAUGGUUCCCUCAAGCUUUCUGGCUACAUAACUGGCUCCUGGGACAAUUUUGCUGUUAAGGCCUUUCAAUUUGUUUAUAUCAAUUCAAGGUUUGUCUGCAAGGGUCCCAUUCAUAAGUUGCUGAACAACUUGGCCACUAGUUUUGAGUCUUUAGAUUCAAAGAAGGCUAACAACUGGACCAAGAAAGGAAAGAGGAGUAGACCUCAAGUAUUUCCGUCCUACAUACUGAAUAUUAGUUGCCCUCCUUCUUUCUAUGAUUUAACCUUAGAACCAUCAAAGACAUAUGUUGAAUUCAAGGAUUGGGCAUCUAUACUUACCUUAAUUGAGAAGACAAUUCAACACCUCUGGAGGAAAAAUAUUUGUCGUGCCAAUGGAUUAGGACAAGCUGAAACUUUGAAGGAAGAUGACAAUAUCUUACAUGUGGAAGAAGAUUUUUUUGAUGAAGGACCAUCUGUGGACUCAGAAUUUGCAACAAGGAAACGUUGGACUCAAAAAUAUCGGCCUUCUUCUUCAUUAGAGAAGCUAACAACAGAUCAUUUGUUUCUUACAGACCAUGAAGAUAUUCCAUUUGAGGAGUGCCAUGUGAAUAAUGCACAAUUUAGAGAUCAACAAAACAAUAUGAAAUUUGUUCAUUGGACUGACUAUUCUUUUCAAAGUUGGGAUGAUUCCCUUGUCAAAGGCACAUCCUCAGUAUUUGAAAGGAGUGAUUGUUGUCUUUUGACAACUAAUAACAAUUCUUUAGUUGAGGAUUACUUCUUGGAAAAUAGAUUCACUGCUUCAGGAAGAUCAAACUGUCAUGUGAACAACAAUGGUAUAUGUUCAAAGUUAGGUAAUGCAUCCGAUGUGGUUGAGAGUGAUGUGACCAAUGGAACAGAUAGGAACAUAUUUCCUUUUGAUUAUCAUGAACAUUACAAUGACUCACAGUUCAGAAAGAAUAUCAGCAAGCCUUUUCUGCAAAGUUGCUCCUCCCAAAGAACCUUGCCACUUGACAGGGAGUUGGUUGAAAGUGAGAAAGGAAUUGAACCACCAAUGGAUAGCUUUAAGACCAAAGCGAAGCAGGUUUGCUCAAAUGAAAGGUUCAAUAUGCUGAAAACUGAUUCCAGUGAUCAGACCAUGUGGCAGGAUGGAGGACCAUGCGGUCAAAUUUAUCCCAAACUUGUAAGUAAAGGUGGGAUUGCUAGAGAUUUGGAUGUUCUAACAAGGGCUUCUGCCAAAUCGUUCCUGUCAUGUGGAGAUGUCUCUAUUGAAGAGAAUGGCCUUCCAUCUGAUUCAGUCACACCAAUAGAAAAAACUGGCUCUGGUCAUCAGUCCUUAAGUUCUGAAUGGUGUUCAGGAACCUCUAAUCCCUUUGAGCAGUUCAGUUAUAAAAAUCCAAUUGAAGGGUGCUUCAGAUCUGAAGAAAGGACCAACUUUGGGCAUUUCUCUGCUGGUGAAGAUGAGGACUACCAAUUUAGCUUUGACCUAAUCUCAAGGAGCUCCAGCCAAGAAAAAUGCAUCUAUGAUUGUCCAAACACUGGACUAGAAAUUGACUAUGCCAAAUCUAGUAGAGAUUUUCAUGGAUUCCUUCAACAAUACAAUCUAAAUCAUACAUUUUCUCCAGAAGAUUCCAAUGUAGCAAUUGAAGAGAGAGACUGGUUGUGUACAGACUCAAGUAUUAAUGAAUAUAAAAGACAAAUCGAUUGGUUUCAAUAUCAAGAUGUUGAACAAAAUCCUAUUCCUAAAGAAAGAGCAAGAAGAAGCCAGUCAGCUCCUCCAUUUUGCAGCUACAAGAGGAGGUUUAUCUCCUUACAUCAUUGUUUGGCAUCAGGGGAACCCACUUUUAGUGAAGUCCGUGGUCCAUUCACUUCUCCAGAGAUUGGUGAGAAGAAGCCUCCCCAACAAUCUUCUGGUGUGGACAAUCUACAUUUUGAACCAAGUUUUGGAAAGAAUAGAUCAAAUAUGAAUAACAAGCCAAACAUGGUGUUCAGCACUGUAGUUCGAAAAUGUGAAGACAUUGAACAACCUCAUUGCCUAGAGGGUCCUGAAUCAGCUCCGGUGCAAGUAUUUAUCUCAAAGGGAAAUCAGGAUCCAGCAAAUUCUGGAACCAAAUGGCGGAGUGGUUUUGCACAGAAUACAAGCAACAGCAAAUUAUGUGAUAUUGACUAUGAAUAUAAUGUACUUGACAUUGCGUCCGGAUUGCCCUUUGUUGCCACUAAAUCAUUGGUUCCUGAAUCUAUCAAUAAGAAUUGUCUCAGAGAUGCCAAGGUUCUGCAACAGGUGGAUAAGAAAUUCAUCCCAAUUGUAGCUGGCGGAACACUUGCUAUUAUUGAUCAGCAUGCGGCAGAUGAAAGAAUUCAACUAGAAGAACUUCGACAAAAGGUUUUAUCUGGGAAAGGGAAGACAGUCACCUAUUUGGAUACAGAGCAAGAGCUGAUCCUGCCAGAGAUUGGCUAUCAGUUACUGCACAAUUAUUCUGAACAAAUAAGAAAUUGGGGUUGGAUCUGUGACAUUCACACCCAAGAUUCAAAGCCCUUCAAGAAGAAUUUGAACCUUAUUCGUCGUAAGCCGGCUGUUGUCAAACUUCUUGCAGUACCUUGCAUUUUAGGUGUCAAUUUAUCUCAUGUUGAUCUCCUGGAAUUUCUACAACAGCUUGCUGAUACAGAUGGAUCAUCAACAAUGCCUCCAUCAAUUAUUCGAAUUCUUAAUUCUAAAGCAUGCAGAGGUGCAAUUAUGUUUGGAGACUCCUUGCUACCUUCAGAAUGUUCCUUAAUUGUUGAAGAGCUGAAGCAGACGUCCCUGUGCUUCCAAUGUGCUCAUGGGCGACCAACCACUGUCCCGGUUGUGAAGUUGGAGGCAUUGCAUAGGCAGAUAGCUAAAAUGCAAAUGAAGGAUGGUGGUCCAAGGGAAUUGUGGCACGGGCUAUGUCGACACAGAGUCAGCCUUGAACGAGCCAGCUUGCGCUUAAGUGCAGCUGGAGGUUAGCUGAUGACAAACCAAACUCACUUUUUAAACUGAGUUGAUGUGGCAACCGACAUCACAGCGAGUGUUUUUAGUAUGCCUCCCUGAUUUCAAGCCUGCGAGAAGCUAGCGUCGAUGACAGAAGCAUUAUCCUUGGAUAAUUGACAAAUUCCUUGUGUGACCAUUCUUCAUUUCUUUUUUUCUCUGAUGUAUUCUAAAGUAACUGAUAAUUGGUGGUGGAUCAUCCCACUUGAGAGGGGGCUUAUACGACACAUUCACUGAUUCUGUCUGUCUUUACAGGAAUUUGCAAAUAACAAUAAUAAUACAACCAACAUUUUAUAUUGCUAAUUUUCUUGAGGCAA
Molecule: messenger RNA, 4370 nt
Organism: Theobroma cacao (cacao)
Lineage: Eukaryota; Viridiplantae; Streptophyta; Magnoliopsida; Malvales; Malvaceae
Gene: MLH3
Product: MUTL protein homolog 3
Biological process (GO): mismatch repair
Cellular component (GO): mismatch repair complex
Molecular function (GO): mismatched DNA binding; ATP-dependent DNA damage sensor activity; ATP binding
Source: RefSeq, a predicted model, not a curated record